GAAAAUGAAAAAGAAAUAAUGAGUCUGAUAAAAACAGGCAACUCUCCAUUUAUCGUGAGCUAUCGACAUUUUCAUAACGACGGGAAUUUUGCGUAUCUAAUUGUUGAUCUUUGUGAGGAAACCUUGACGGAUCUUGUUGAUUCUGAGACCAUUGAGCAGCUAAAAGAGCAUGGUCCACGAAUGAUGCAAGAAAUUCUUUCCGGACUUGAAUUUCUUCAUGGUAAAGGAAUAUUGCACAGAGAUCUAAAACCAUCAAACAUCCUGGUUUGUAUCGAAGGUCACAUGAAAUUGGCAGACUUUGGAUUAAGUCGAAUUCUAAAGGAAAACGAAACGGCAGUUGAAACAGAUGCUAAAGGUACCGAAGGAUGGAUGUCGCCUGAAGUAAUAAAAGCGGGAGAGGAAAAAGAAAAAGGUCUCUUCAAAAAGAAAUCGGAUGUGCAUGUGGCGGGUAUGAUUGCUUUCUUCAUUCUAACUAAAGGUGAACACCCUUUCGGCUUGAAGAUAGAUCGAAUGAAAAAUAUUUUGAAAGGAAACUCUGUCAAUUUGAAGAGGCUUGGUGAUCGUAAAGCACGGAAGUUUGUAUCAUGGCUGAUUAGUCACAAGAUUGAUGAUAGACCUUACGCUCACGAAGCGCUGAGGGAUAGUUUUGUUAGUAGAGACUGAUAUAAUUCGGAUACAGAUUAACAAAAGCAGUGUUGAAUUAUUGCAUAAAUAUUUCUUAUUUCGAGUAAUACCUGUUGAGCAACGUAUAUGCAAGGCACAUGCAAUAUUUCAUAUGUCAGCGCGGUUGCUGAAAUAAGUGCUCUGCACGCGUAUUUCUUAAAAAAGAACCUUUUACAUCUAAUUUGGAGAUAUAUCAUUCUGGAAUCUAUUAUAUAAAGAGUUCGUUCUUAAUAUUGUUAGAAGAUU
Molecule: messenger RNA, 909 nt
Organism: Dendronephthya gigantea
Lineage: Eukaryota; Metazoa; Cnidaria; Anthozoa; Malacalcyonacea; Nephtheidae
Product: serine/threonine-protein kinase/endoribonuclease IRE1-like
Exons: 1
Coding region: 19-663 (214 amino acids)
Biological process (GO): IRE1-mediated unfolded protein response; protein phosphorylation; intrinsic apoptotic signaling pathway in response to endoplasmic reticulum stress
Cellular component (GO): IRE1-TRAF2-ASK1 complex
Molecular function (GO): RNA endonuclease activity; ATP binding; protein serine/threonine kinase activity
Source: RefSeq, a predicted model, not a curated record